UAAAGAAAGACAACUUGGUACAUUUCUCCAGGAUACCGGAAUCUACGGAAUGAACAUGGAAAGUCAAGCAUAGCCUUAAUCGACACAAACUUGUCAAGCAAACUAUGAUGUGUUUCUGGAUGCGAAAUAUUCCAGCGUGCUAACUCAGGCUGACAGACAUGAUGAAAAAGCCAGCAAUGCAGAAGAGCAAGCAGUGGAAUAUUAAAGGAGCCGUACACCUGGCAGGCAUCUUUCACUUCCUCCAUUCCUGUGGCUCUGGUUGUCUUGUUCCGUUCCUCACCCUCUACUUCCGGCAUCUGGGACUCACCGCCACCAUGACUGGAAUCAUCAUGGCCUCUAAGCAUCUUCUCGCCCUGGUGUGGAGACCAAUCUCCAGUGUCCUCGCUAGGCAAUAUGACAAACGGCGGACAGUCAUAGUGGGCUCGUUGCUCAGUUCCGCAUUGGUGGUUCUGUUGCUUUUGCUCUUUCCCUCCGCUGGAAUCAAAGCUGAAAGUGGCCGAUGCAAUACUAGUCAGCCCAGUGCUGACCCUACGGAUGGAAGUGACUUCACCACCCUAGAGAGCAUUAACAUACCAUCACAGUCUAAUGCUAACGUCUAUUCGGUAAACCAUAAAACUAUCAUCACAGAACAACCGGAUGAAUUGAGCUCCACAUAUACACCCACACUUGUAAACUCCAGCUCCAAUUGGUCAAUAAGAGCGAUUCGAUCUUUAAGGAACCUUGAGGAGCAACAAGAAGAAGCUCCACACACUGAGUUUCUUGGGAGCCUCAAAGUGAUGGAUGCACAGCAACAGAUGUUCUUUCUAGUUCUCUUUGUGAUUGUAUUGUGGGAAUUCAUGGCUGCCCCAUUAGAGUGGACGGCGGAUGAUGGACUAUAUGAAUACUUAGAUUUUGUAGAUGCUACAGGCCGCCAUAAAGGUGUUAAAGUUUGGAAACAACUUGGGGCAGCUGUUGGUACUGGCAUGGUUGGUAUUCUUGUAACCAAACUGUAUUGUCGUACCGGCACUGUGACUGAGUUCUAUUCAUACACUGCCCUCAUGAUCCUAACUGCACCUACAGCCGCCCUAUUCCCACUGUACCUCCGCAAGCGUGAGCGCGCCACUAGUGGCGGCUUUAAAGCAUUACAACUGGUAUAUGGUAACUCGCAAGCACUACUUUGUGCCAUCACUGUCGUCCUGACUGGCAUGGCGACCUCAGCUGUGUCGGACUUCCUGCUGUGGCAAAUGCAGGACCACAAUGCCAUGGAAAUCCACAUGGGCAUCUCCUUAGCCUUGGCGUACUUAAGUCAAGCUGGCUUUGCCCCACUCGCAGGACGUCUCGCUCGAUUUCUGAAGUACCAUGGGUGGUUAAUGGUGUUAGCUGUCAUCAGUUUAUCACUGCAAUGCCUUUAUUAUUCUUUUCUAUGGGGCCCAUGGGCUGUAGUACCCGCUCAAAUGCUCGCUGGCUUCAGCACUGGCGCCCUUUGGUGGUCCGUAACAUCGCAAUGUGAGGAUAUUGCCACUCCUGGGACAGAAGUGACACUGAUAAGGCUGUUUGAAGCCCUAUCUCUGGAGCUGGGAGCUGGGUUGGGCAGUCUGAUGGUGGGAUUUGUGGUGCAGAAGUUUGGCCUAAAGAUUCUUUUCCAAGGCAUAUCAGUUAUUCUUGCGUUGUGGAGUAUUGCUUUAGCUGUACUCAAGUGGAAGAUUCCAAGGCAGCGCAGGAUAAACUAUUCUCGCCUGCUGGCCGCUGACACCAGUGAAGUAAGUGAGUCCGAAUCAGAUCAGGAGAAAGACUGGCUGGAGACGGCUAUGGAAGAUGCUAGACAGGGUAAUAAGUGGAAAAUGGACAAGUUUUAAUCAACAUAAGGAAAGUAAUCAAUGGACUUGCUUCCCUUAGGAAUUUGUUGAAGAAUACAGAGGGCAGAUUAAAAUGGAGAUCAAGACGCCACAGUGUUUUAGUUCUUCAAACGGUUCAUUAUGAUUUGAGACCGGAUCAGAGGGCAUGUUCUUAGUCUUACUCAUCAUAUUAUCUAUCAUAGAGGGAAUGCAACUUCUCACAAUAGCAUCACAGUCAGAACUGUUUUGAUUACUUUGUUAAUAAAUUACUCUAGACCAAAGAGGUAGUUUCAUAAUCCUGGGAUCUGUCAAGAUGGAAGAAUCAAAAACCUGGAAUCAUUUAUUCAUCCGCAUGUCGUUGCAGAUCUGUAUGUCUUUCAUUUUGAAGCAUGUUGCCACUGCUCUCUUUUCCAUAAAAUGAUAGGGAAUGGGGACUGGCAAGAAGGAAUGUGAUAUUGUUUUGGAAUAACAUGAGGAUACGGAGCCACUUAGAAAACAGGAAGGGAAUUUAUAAUAGUGCCGAGUUCUCUCACAAAACGUUUUGCGUUCCAGCACAAUUAUUUUGUGUUCCCUCGCAAUAACUUUGGCAUUCCCUCGGCUCGCAGUAGGUUUUGCAUUACCUUGCAAUUAAUUUUUAUUCCCUCGCAAUAAAUUUAGCAUUUUUGUAUUGCAUUCUCUCGCAAUAGUGUGUCCCCCAUAAUUAUUUUGACUUCCCAGCUCACAUGAAGUUUUGUUUAUUUGCAAUUAUUUAGCAUUCCCUCAAUAAGGUUUGCGUUCGUUUUCCAUUCCCUUGUGAUUAUUUUACACUCCCUUGCAAUAUGUUUUGCCUUAACUUGCAGUAAGAGUUGCAUCUUUUGCAGUUAUUUUGCAUUCCCCCACAAUUAUUUUGCAUUCUCUCGCAAUAAGUUUUGCGUUCCCUUGUAGGAACUUUUGCAUCCCUCGUAAUUAUUUUGUGUUCCCUCUCAAUAAGUUUUUCUACCCUCGUAGGAACUUUUGCAUCCCUCGUAAUUAUUUUGUGUUCCCUUGUAGGAACUUUUGCAUCCCUCGUAAUUAUUUUGCGUUCAUUUGUAGGAACUUUUGCAUCCCUCGUAGGAAGUUUUGCUUCCCUCGUAGGAAGUUUUGCAUCCCUCGUAAUUAUUUUGCGUUCCCUCUCAAUAAGUUUUGUGUUCCCUCGUAGGAACUUUUGCAUCCCUCGUAAUUAUUUUGCGUUCCCUUGUAGGAACUUUUGCAUCCCUCGUAAUUAUUUUGCGUUCCCUUGUAGGAACUUUUGCAUCCCUCGUAAUUAUUUUGCGUUCCCUCGUAGGAAGUUUUGCUUCCCUCGUAGGAAGUUUUGCUUCCCUUGCAAUAGCUUAAUCCAUUCCUUGUGAGAAUUAAACUUGGUUUUACUACAGUAACUUUAGUUCAACCAUGGUAUUUGUAGGAAAACCAUUGUAUCCACAAUAUUUACCAUGGCUUUACUUAAGCAACCAGAUUUAAACCAUGAUAUUUGUGGAAAAAACAUAUUAAUUUUAAAGGACAAUAAAAAGUAUCAUCAUAAAAAUUAUGAUCAUUCUGCCAAAUAAAACAAGGUUAGUUUAACUAUAGUAACACAAUGGUUCAUUUGUGGUUGCUGUAGUGUAACCAGAUGGAAACCAGGUUUAAAAACCAUAGUGCUUUAACCAUGGUGUUGCUAUACUGUAGUUGAACAUCAAUAACCAUGUUUAUUUUGUUGUUUAUAAUGUAUUAUUUAUUUAUUGGACAGACUAAAAUUGCGAUCAUAACCUAAUUUUACUAACCAUGGUUAAUUUGUGGUAAACAAACAAACAAACAAAAAACAUGGACAAGUCACCAUAGUAAUUAUAGCACAACCAUGCUUUAUUUUUGUACAUGCAAAGUGUUUUUUUGUGUGAAAACAGUUGUUUUAAAAACCAUGGUACCACAAAUUAUCCAUGGUGUUACUAUAGUUAAACUUUAGUAACUGUGUCUUUUUGGCAGAAUUGUUUUUUUAUUACCAUAGUUUUGUUUUUCUGUAUUAUUUCUAUGGGCUUACAUGAAAUAACAUGGUUAAACUAUGAUUACUUGGUAUAUUAUGUGAUGGAUAAUUCUAUUGCAAAAUAAAAUAACAUUCCUUCCCUGUCUUCAAGGGGUUCUUUAUGAGGGUGAGUUAAUGAUGAUGAGUUAAUCCUUUUCUUAAAGCAUUAUACUUAAAAAAAUUUAAAAAAUGUACAUCGUCUUUUGUGUAGUGUUGUUUUACAGGUCAGCUCUCUUGUAAGCGUUCAGACUAUGAGUAGAGAUAAGUGCAUCUGGUUUGUUUGCUUACAGUGAGCAUUUCCUCAUAGCCAAAGGAGAAUGGCAGCGAUCACAUGAGCAAAUUGUGCUUUGUGUUCACUCCUACACUCUUGAGUGUUCAACCACACCUCCUUGACUUUUCUUCUCAUUCUUAUGUUUUGAAAAGUUAAGAAACUAAGCUUCAGUUACCUUUUUUUUAUUGAACAUGAAAGCACUCUUUUGCACUAUUAAGAUAUCAAUAUAAAAGGGGUCUUUUAUUGAAGCAGCAGAUAAUCAUCUUUCAUUGUUGCCAGGAUCUUUAUAUACUGAACCCAAUUUCAAGGGAAUGUAAACAAUAUGCUUGCCUUGUAUAAGAAGAUUGCAAACCUGUAUUUAAAAAAUGAAAAGUUUACUGUACGGCUAGUCUUAAGUGACAUACAUUUUAGACUGUAAUCUGUGAAUUUGUGACUGACAUUUUUUUUCUACCAAAAACAGACCAAAGGAAUGUUUCAUUAGAUCACUAAGGCAUUGUAUGAGUAAAUAUUUUUACGUUUGAUAUGUUAAAAUCAAGGAUGUAUAUUAAAUGCUCGUUUUUACAGUUGAAGUCAGAAGUUUACAUACAGCUUAGCCAAAUACAUUUAAACUCACAAUUCUCACGUAUUUCACAAUUCCCUGUGUUAGGUCAGUUAGGAUCAUUACUUUAUUUUAAGAAUGUGAAAUGUCAGAAUAAUAAUAGAGAGAAUGAUUUAUUUCAGCUUUAAUUUCUUUCAUCACAUUCCCAGUGGGUCAGAAGUUUACAUGAACUUUGUUAGUAUUUGAUAGCUUUGCCUUUAAAUUGUUUAACUUUUCACAAACAUUUUGGGGAUCCUUUGGGGAUCCUAACUAUUAUUAGUUGCUGGAAUUUUGUCCCAUUCCUCGAGACAGAACUGAUGUAACUGAGUCAGGUUUGUAGGCCUCCUUGAUUGCACACGCUUUUUCAGUUCUGCCCACAAAUUAUCUCGGAAUGAGGUCAGGGCUUUGUGAUGGCCACUCCAAUACCUUGACUUUGUUGUCCUUAAGCCAUUUUGCCACAACUUUGGAGGUAUGCUUGAGGUCAUUGUCCAUUUGGAAGACCCAUUUGCGACCAAGCUUUAACUUCCUGGCUGAUGUCUUGAGAUGUUGCUUCAAUAUACCCAAAUAAUUUUCCUUCCUCAUGAUGCCAUCUAUUUUGUGAAGUGCACCAGUCCCUCCUGCAGCAAAGCACCCCCACAACAUGAUGCUGCCACCCCCAUACUUCACAGUUGGGAUUGUGUUCUUCAGCUGGCAAGCCUCACCCUUUCUCCUCCAAAAAUAAUGAUGACUAUUAUGGCCAAACAGUAGCAUUUUUGUUUCAUUAGACCAGAGGACAUUUCCCCAAAAAGUAAGAUCUUUGUCCCCAAACUGUAUUCUGGCUUUUUUAUGGCGGUUUUGGAGCAGCGGCUUCUUCCUUGCUGAGCAGCCUUUCAGGUUAUGUUGAUAUAAGACUCAUUUUACUGUGGAUAUAGAUCCUUGUCCACCUGUUUCCUCCAGCAUCUUCACAAGGUCCUUUGCUGUUGUUCUGGGAUUGAUUUGCACAUUUCACACCAAACUAUGUUAAUCUCUAGGAGACGGAUUGUGUAUCCUUCCUGAGCGGUAUGAUGGCUGUGUGGUCCAAUGGUGUUUAUACUUGCGUACUAUUGAUUGUACAGAUGAACGUGGUACCUUCAGGUGUUUGGAAAUUGCUCCCAAGGAUAAACUAGAUUUGUGGAGGUCCACAAUUUCUUUUCUGAGGUCUUGGCUGGUUUCUUUUGAUUUUCCCAUGAUGUCAAGCAAAUUGACAGGUAGUUUGAAGGUAGGCUUAAAAUACAUCCACAGACACACCUUCAAUUCAGUACACCUCCUAUCAGAAGCUAAUUGCCUAAAGGCUUGAAAUCAUUUUCUGGAAUUUUCUAAGCUGCUUAUUGGCACAGUUAACUUAGUGUAUGUAAAUUUCUGACCCACUGGAAUUGUGAUAUAGUCAAUUUAAAUUGAAACAAUCUGUCUGUAAACAAUUAUUGGAAAAAUUACUCGUGGCAUGCACAAAGUAGAUGUCCUAAACGACUUGCCAAAUCUAUAGUUUGCUAAUAUUACAUCUGUGGUGUGGUUAAAAAAUGUAUUUUAAUGACUUCAACCUAAGUGUAUGUAAACUUCUGACUUCAACUGUACAUGUGAAGUCUUGAGGCUUGUUAUAUUUCCCUGAAGUUUUGUAAUGGCAUAAUGCUUCAUUACUCCUGAAAUUAUUAUUAU
Molecule: messenger RNA, 6344 nt
Organism: Xyrauchen texanus (razorback sucker)
Lineage: Eukaryota; Metazoa; Chordata; Actinopteri; Cypriniformes; Catostomidae
Product: major facilitator superfamily domain-containing protein 6-like
Exons: 2
Coding region: 159-1835 (558 amino acids)
Cellular component (GO): membrane
Molecular function (GO): transmembrane transporter activity
Source: RefSeq, a predicted model, not a curated record